AAAGAAUUGUUUUGCUAGGUUUAGCCGUUUGCUAGCACGGUGUUCGUUCUUCCUCACGAAAUUGUUUAAAAAGAGUUUUGAAUGUUUUUAUCACUUCUGACUCGGUGAAGCACAAGACAGAAACGCGUCAGAACAAUGUCAGAUAGAAAACGAACGAGGGAAAAAAAGGAGGAAAGACGUGACCACAAAAGACAAAAAGUAUCCAAACAGGAUUUGGAUAAACUCAAGGCACAAACGAAAAAACUCAACCAAGAAGUACAAAAACUGAAACACGUCGAGACCUUCUAUGAGAAACCUCCACCAGGGUUUAUAAAGGAACAUGAAGAAAAACCAGAGGACUGUAUUCCAGCUGAUCCAGGGAAUGAAGAAGCCAGGAAUUUCCUAGCACAUGCACCCACCAAGGGGCUGUGGAUGCCCCUGGGGAAGGAGGUGAAGGUGAUGCAAUGCUGGAGAUGUAAGCGCUACGGCCACAGAACAGGAGACCGGGAGUGUCCAUUCUUUAUCAAAGGCAACCAGAAACUGGAGCAGUUUCGAGUGGCUCAUGAAGACCCAAUGUAUGAUAUAAUACGAGAAAACCAAAGGAAUGAAAAAGAGACCAGGAUCCAGCAGCUGCAGCAGCUGCUUCAGGACACCACCUCCUCCUCCUCUUCUUCUUCCUCCUCCUCCGACUCAGACAGUUCCUCCUCUGAUCGCCGCCGCAGCAAAAAGCGGAAGAGGAGGAAGGAUAAAAAGAAGAAGGACAAGAAGAAGAAGAAGAAAAGGAAGCAAAAGCACAAGUCUGCCAAAACCAGUGACUCCUCAGACUCUGAUUGACCGUUUGAACUUUCAGGCUCCAUCUUCUAAAUGUAGGGCGAUACUGUGAAUGAAUUAACAGCAAUGGUGAUUCGGAUACGUCCCACAAAUACGGGGUGUAGGACACCCUGGAGGCCUCCUUCAACCUGGUUACAGGUUGACAUUUGUAUAUCUUGUGCACCCGCUUUCUUUCUAAACACUUUUUUUUUUUUAAUCAGGUGAUGACUUUAAUUUGUUACGAUUUGUGCAGGAUUACAUGCUUAAAUUAUUGUGUGAAAGUGUGCCUAUAAACAUAUGUCACAAAGUGACAGUUUAAAGGGCUGCCUGGUGUAAGAAGAGAUGAUGUUCUUUUCCAGGGUCAAUUAGCAUGUCAGCAAAUGCAGCGUGUCAUUAAGAGAUUGUAUUUACCUCCAUAAUUUCCAUACCUGUCAUUUUGCUUGUAUUAAGUACUUUGAUUGUAGACUUGUGACAUGUAGCCAGAUAUUGGCAUUGCUGAGAUUUAUUUUCCAGACUUACCCAGAAUGCUUGUGAGGGGGACAUAAAUAUUUGGGAUGAUUUGAGGUCAGAAUGUGGUGUGUUAUGAAAAAGAAAAAAAGAAACCCCACAGAAAUGGGGAAUGAAUGUAUGAAUACAGCAUCAUAUUUUGAGAUUAAAGAUGCCUCCUUUCUCUUUUUCGGUUGCAAAA
Molecule: messenger RNA, 1477 nt
Organism: Thalassophryne amazonica
Lineage: Eukaryota; Metazoa; Chordata; Actinopteri; Batrachoidiformes; Batrachoididae
Gene: rp9
Product: RP9 pre-mRNA splicing factor
Exons: 6
Coding region: 136-813 (225 amino acids)
Biological process (GO): RNA splicing
Source: RefSeq, a predicted model, not a curated record